AUGUACAUCGCGCUCGUCUACGGCCUACUGUACACCUGGUCCGAGGGCCUCCCGAUCCUGUUCACUGAAAAUUACGGCUUCAGCCUCAGGCACGAGGGCGUGGCCCUCCUGGGGAUUCUUUACAUCGAGCCCCAGUUCAAUGAGGAUGGCCAGCUGAAGCCCGAUGACCGAGUCGCGCUGUAUGCGCAUUUGUGCGUUCUUCUGUUCAACUCGGUCAUGAACUAUUUGAGCGAUGCGUUUCCUGACAAGGCGGCCUCGAUUUCGGCUGGUAAUGUCUUCCUCAAGAGGGGCAUUGUUGUUGAAUCCCCCCUAUUCGCGACGGCGAUGUAUGAGAGCCGGGCGAGCUCGACGCUGGCUUGCAUCUCGGUCGCGAUUCUUCCCGUUCCGUUCAUGCACAAUUCAUGGAGAGUGGUUGAGGCACAAGAGCAAGCACGCGAGACAUGGCCCGUAAAUGACGCAGAAACGUGGGAGUACAUAAGGCCAUGGAGGAUGCCAUAG
Messenger RNA from Anthostomella pinea, 498 nucleotides. Lineage: Eukaryota; Fungi; Ascomycota; Sordariomycetes; Xylariales; Xylariaceae. The record is from the annotation of a GenBank genome assembly.